Xyrichtys novacula (pearly razorfish) is the source of this 8880-nucleotide messenger RNA. NCBI's taxonomy places the organism in Eukaryota, Metazoa, Chordata, Actinopteri, Labriformes, Labridae. The record is from the annotation of a GenBank genome assembly.
UGUAUUAGAUGUGAGGAGGAGGAGGAGGAGGAGGAGCAGGUCUGCCAGAAACACAUAAUUCCUGCACACAGACACUUGUGACGAUGGCGGCCAAUGAGGUUGAUGUUUUCGCAGUAAGUAUGAUGAUAUACUGUCUGCGGGCCUGAAAUGACUAAUUAUUUAGCUGUCUUUGGAGUAGACAUACAAAUUAAACUAGCAAACCAGUAGCAUUCAGGUGUGUUGAAGAGAGGGAGAUGGUGUGACGGUGUGUGUCGGGGAUGCAGCAGGAUCGUUGGGAUAAAGACGCAUUUUCAGCUGCGGCUGGUUUCGUGGAAAAUGAUGUAUCGACUGCUUAUGAACAAAACCGCUUACAGCUGAGCAACACGAGAAAAACACAGUGUACACUUGGCUUUUUUUUUUUAUCAUGUCGACACUUGUGACAGGUGCACACGGGGCGAAAGGACCGUGUACGAAUCACAGGCCAGCAGACUGGAGAGCAAGUUAAGAGGAUAAACACAAGUAUACAGCCUCUCCAAGUGGAAGAUCGUGGCACUGGAUUGCUCAGCGAAAAUUUCAAUACACUAUUCAUACACAUUAUUUGUGUUAAAUCAUGAGUUUGUGUCCGGUUAUUCAGCAUGCUGCAGGUUGCAUCCCAAAUGAGAUGAGACCCUGACCCUGAAGUUGUGGGUACCAGGGCAGUGAGCUGCUGGGAUAUCCUCCCACCCUGUGAAAUAACAUCUGAAGAAAGAGCUCUUUGUGCUUGUGUCUCUCUGAGUGUGUUUGUGUGUUUAAAGGGGGGCAGAAAGAGGGACAGAAACGGAUGAUUGUUGUAUUGAACACAUCGUGGUCCUCAUGUGGAGCCUCUUGCAGGAUUGCCAGAUUCCCAGCAUGUCCCUGAUACAGAGGAUAUGAACCAUUUUUCAGUUUUAACAGGAAAACAAUACCAAUAAUUCACACUAUUAUGUACAAAUUUAAAUGUCGUAAUUUACUGUCAUGUUAAUCGGGAUAGAGGAAACUAAGACAUCAAUUCAAAAAUGUGCAGGUUAUGAAAUUACUAUGAUUAUAGACUGAAAUCUCACUCCCACAACAUGAGUUAAAUUAAUGCUGAAAGGAUUUUCAUUGUUUGGUCAAUAAGUUAAGUGACACAGAAAUAAUAGCUAUAAUGGAAACCAAUUUUCUGUAUGACUUAAGUGCAGAAUAACCUCAAUGAUUCAUCACUACUUGUCAUGUUGAUUGCUUGUGUGUGUUUUUUGUGGAGGAGUGAGCUUUGUAAUAUUGACAGAGAAGUUGUCUGACUGUUCAAAAUGUAAAGUAAGGGAGAGAUGACCUUAAUUUAAACAAUGCUUUACAGCUGAACCAAAAUGUUGUUGAAAAAACUGUUUCACCAUAACGUUUUAUUGAUAUAAACUGUAUAUUAUAAUGAACAAUUUCCGUUGCAUGUAAUUUAAAAUUAAACUUCCUCUUUUUUGCUGAUUAUUUUUCAAAAACCUUAGAAUGAGGAAAAACGAAACCUGGAGCUCAGAGGCCAUGUGGGGUUUGACAGCCUCCCUGACCAGUUGGUCAGCAAAUCAGUUGCUCAGGGAUUCUGCUUCAACAUCCUCUGUGUGGGUACGUACAGACCCAGGACAAGCCGAUAAUCCAAACCAAGAGCCGUUCAAGUAGCAUGCUGUAUUGUGACAUUGUGGUCUGAACCCCAUAUCUGUUUACCUCAUGCUAUUUUCUCUCUCUUAAGGUGAGACGGGGAUAGGCAAGUCAACAUUGAUGAACACACUCUUCAAUACAACAUUUGAAAAUGAGGAGGCCAGCCACUAUGAAAAAGAGGUGCAGCUGCGCCCACAAAUGUACAGUCUGCAGGAGAGCAAUGUCAACCUGAAGCUGACUGUUGUGCACACUGUGGGGUUUGGAGAUCAGAUCAACAAAGAAGAAAGGUGCAGAUUCUUAUUUUGACUUUUUGAGUGCUUAAAAUGAAAGCAGUGAUUAUGCUGAGACAUGAAUACACAACAUGUUGUUAACUUUCAUGAGAAAGUGUAUUACAAAUCUUCAGUAGUGUUUAUGCACUAGUAUGAAAAAUUUACUUCACUAGCAGCAAAAAUUUCUUGCGGUCAGAUUAGCCCCAGCUAUGUAUAAUGUCCCCCCUCUUGCUUUGGAAGUUUAGCCAACUCAUUUACACAGCAUGAAACUGCGAAAGAGAUCUGGCCCAUUUCUGAAGUGUGAAUAGGGAGGGGAGAGAGGGAAUAUGGGAUUGACUGGUAGAACUAAUGCAAUCUCAAAAGACCCAUGAGUGCUCCCACAGCCGGAGGUAAAAACAGGAUUUAUAGCUACGAGACAGUUUUGGAUUUUGGAACCAGGAUACUUACUCGUCUUUGAACACAGGGAAAGUCAAAUUGAAUGAAUUCUUAUUGCAUUGUAGAUGGCAAUAAUAACAAUAAUGCUAUUUUUUUUAACAUGUUUUUGCUAUUUAACUGUGCAGCUACAAACCCAUUCUUGAGUAUAUUGAUGCUCAGUUCGAAAAGUACCUUGAAGAGGAGAUGAAAAUAAAACGCUCUCUGGCAAACUGCCAUGAUACAAGAAUCCACAUCUGCCUGUAUUUCAUCGCUCCCAAUGGACACUCUCUGAAGUCUCUGGAUCUCGUUACAAUGAAGAAGCUGGACAGCAAGGUGACCACGCCAUCAGGUCAUGUGUAUUUCAGCAGUUAUUGUUUGUUGUCGUCUCUAUCCAUCACUCAUAUUAUGAAUUUUUCAUGCAGGUGAACAUCAUCCCUGUUAUUGCAAAAGCAGACACAGUUUCGAGGAGUGAAUUGGACAAACUAAAGAUCAAGGUUAUGAGUGAGCUGGUCAGUAAUGGAGUGCAGAUUUAUCAGUUUCCCACUGAGGAUGAAGCUGUCGCAGAGAUCAACUCAUCCAUGAAUGUGAGUACAAAAUCCAAUUAUAUUAUGCAAAAAUUGUGCAUGUAUACGUGUAUUUUAUGAAAUGAUAUGCAUUCACACUUUCUUCAAGUCUCUUGUUUAUUUUUGGUUUUACAGUAAAGUAGUACUGGAUUAUACAGCUGGUUAAUCUGAUAAUCUUGCGAUAAACAUGUAUGACUAAUGUAGCGCAUUUUAAAUCCAUAGUUUGACACGAACAUACCAAUUAAAGUAAUUAAUACAACUAUUAUAUUGUUCUCUAUUACAGACUCAUCUCCCCUUUGCUGUUGUUGGAAGUGUCGAUGAUGUGAAAGUUGGUAAUAAGAUGGUGAAAGCCAGGCUGUACCCCUGGGGAUCAGUACAGGGUUAGUGCACUGAUCUGGUUUGACCAUCAUCAUGAACAGAAAGUUUGUUUCGUCAAGUGCUGAACUAUUAUUAGCUUUUAUGUUGUUAAACAUGUUAUUUACAACUGAGUCAGGACAGUUGAAUGAUGUGUUUUUUUGUUUUUCAGUUGAGAAUGAAAAUCAUUGUGAUUUUGUGAAACUGAGAGAGAUGCUGCUGCGCGUGAACAUGGAGGAUCUUCGUGAGCAAACACACGCUCGACACUAUGAGCUCUACCGUCGUUGCAAGCUAGAAGAGAUGGGCUUCAAGGACUCAGACCCAGACAGCCAGUCAUUCAGGUAAAAUAGGGGUUGGCAGCGAUGUUAUGUAUGAUUGAAGCUAACAGUGGAAGUGCCUCAAAAAACCUUGACCCUUAUUAUUUGAUAGAAAGGAUGAUGCAAGUAACCUCAAGAUAAAAAUUUGGUGAGAUGUUACUCAAUUAAAAAAAAAUGAAGAUACUCUGAGAGGAUUCAUAUUUGAAGGCAAGACUAACUGAUCUGAGCAUCUGUGAUAUAUAAAAAAAAAAACUCCUACCAAAAGCUUUGGCAGACUUCCUGGGUUUAGAGGAUUUUGCACUUGGAUCUAUUUUGCACUUGGAUCUAUUUUUACCUUUAUUUCCAAAAGUCAAAAAAGACACUCUCUGUAUGUAUACUAAAUUCUUCUCCAAACACAGAUGCAAUCAUUGAUGUCAUUAUUACAUAAUCAUGAGAAAUAAAGGGCAUGUUGAUAGGGAGAAGCAGGAAGUAUACAGUGGCUGUGUAACGAUUUGAAAAACAGGAAUAAUUUACCAAUGGUAGGGGAAAAAAGUUUCUAGUGCCAUUGUUUCAUAGGUGGUGAAGAAAGAUUAAAACUUAUUUCGUUUUUUAUUAAGGGAUCGGAGCCUCAGGUCAAGUUUUAUUUGUGUAAUUUGGGACUGCAGUUUAACUAUUUAAUUGGCAACAUAAUUUAUUGAUGUAUUUGAGUUUAUUUUAGACUUGUUCAUACCAUUAAGUGCCAUUGUAAAUCAAUGUAGAGAUAAGCCAUCCACAUUUACUAAAAAAUGUAAACAAAGUCAAUCCAUUUCAUGUGUUAAUGUACUGAUAAUGAACUGAUUAACUGUCGUUCUUCUGGGUAACCCCUAAACAGGAAGUGCUGUUGGUCCAGCUCUUUAAUUAAAUGAUCAGAAUUCUGGAUGUAGAGCCCAAGGAUGGUUUUAUUUAUGAGGCUGAAGUAACCUAUAAGAACCUCUGAUUAGAUGUAAGUGUACCUUUCGGUUAAUUAAUAACCUAAUAAUAUCUACUGCAAUUUAAGCAAGGACAAAAAUCACACAAGCCAAAUCUGAUUAAAAUUCUGAUAAGAGGUACUGAUCAAAAAUUCUGUGUAAAAGUAAUGGUCAAAAAUCCUGAUAAAAAUUCUGAUUAAAUAACUCCACUGUAUAAAAUACUGGGGAAAUCUCUGUUGAAGAUGUAAGGGAAUUUCCGUUGUUUUGAUUUUCUAAUAAAAAAAACUUUUUUUAUUAAAAAAUAAUAAUAAUCAGAAGUGCUGAUCAAAAAGGUUCUGACUGUAAAAAAUGACCAAAUACAACUACAGCCAAGAGGGGAUAAGGGAGAAUUGUUCCUUUUGUUGGCUUGCUCUCUUGUAGAAAAUGCAGUUGUAGAUUUUUUAGCUCAUGAAGUAUGUCCUGCUGAUAACCUCCAAUCCCAAACUUCUGGUCAAGGUGCCUGUAAUUCAGAUCCUUUGAUGAGUGGUCUUCUUCUGCUGGGUGAACAUGUCCUGUGCUGAGACUUGGCCAGUGGAACAAUCAAUCAACUUUAAAUUGCUGUCCAGACCAGAAUUCGGUUGAACUAACUUUAUUUUCUAAAUCCUGUUGACUGGUUGCUAAGUUCAAACAAAUCAGUCAUAUUGCAUCAGAGUUACUUUAGAAAUGUCUAGUAAUGACUUCUCGGUAAUGUUUAAACCCCACUGCAGACCAGUCAAAGCAACAAACAGCAUAAACAAGAAAUCACUAUAGCAUCCAAAAAACUGUAAAAAUAAAAGAAAACCAAGAACAACCAAAGGGAUUCCAGGGUAUCAUAGAUUAAGGUCAAAUUAUGCUAAUAUCUAUUGAAGUAUUUAAAGUAAGUUGUUUGGUUUGUGUGAUGUCUAAUUUUGGAUCUAAUUUCAAAUACACCAUAACCAUAGAUUAACUCUAGACAAUGAUGAAGUGGUGACAGCAGGACAUGUUUUAGGUCAAUUGACUGAUAUGCAUGUCCUCCAAUGUGACUAUUGCACAUGCCAGCACCACAGCUAUUGUCAAACAAGAAAGCAUUUAGGCUUCAAGCUUAAUUAUACUAAUUGUACAAUUUUCCAUGGUUUCUCAGUCUACAGGAGACAUACGAAGCCAAGAGGAAGGAGUUUCUUGUGGAUCUUCAACGCAAAGAGGAAGAAAUGAGACAGAUGUUUGUCAACAAAGUGAAGGAGACAGAAGCAGAGCUGAAAGAAAAAGAGAAAGAGGUGAGAAUUAACAUGAUCCAAAAAAUAUUGAAAACAUAACAAAAUUAUUUGGUCUCAAACAAUGACCCGUCCCCAAACCAACAACAUCUCCAGCUUCAUGGAAGGUUUGAACAGCUCAAGCGAAUGCACCAGGAUGAAAAGAAGAAUCUGGAAGAGAAAAGACGAGAACUGGAAGAAGAGAUGAAUGCUUUUAACAGGAGAAAGGUUGCAGCCGAGACGCUGAUGGGUCAGGCACUGCAAGGCUGCUCACAACCGUUCAAGAAGGACAAGGACAAGAAGAAGUAAGUGAAUUUUUCUGCAUGUGUUUGCAUUGUGUAACUGCUCAAGUGGUUUUUAGAUACUACAUGGUUGUCAAAGGUUAUUAAAUGGUAAUAACACUUUGAUUUCUCAAGCUACUCAAGGAUCAGUUAUUUCUCAUUACGUAUCACAAGCCUUGAUCAUAUAUUCUCUAGGCCAGUUUUUAUGUAAAUGUGAUUAGUGAGAUACUGUUAUCUCCCCAGAAGCCAUGUUGUCUCAGACAUCUGAUACAGGGACAGAUCCAGAAUGACACUGUGUGCCCAGACAAAAAAGGAAGGGUCACAGCUUGCAUGACAAAGCCUGAUGGUUACUUCUCUGCAGGCUGAUCCGCCAGACUGACUCUCAGGCAGGGGUACUGCUGUUUACAUUGGACUGGUCUCACUGAUGCUCAUACCAAGUGCAACACAAAUGAAACUAAGACAUCCCAUAUAGAAUUAUACUCAUUUUGCAGGAGGAAAUAUUACGUGUUGUGAUUUGUGUGGUGUGCUCAAAUGUGCAUACUUGGUCCAAUGCUCAACAUAUGCCCCCAUGAAUCAACAAUCACACUGGUGUUAAGGUCAAUGAAAUGCAUUUUAUUCUUUGCACAUUGGCAGGGCUCUUCAAAAACUCUAGCGAGUCCAUUUUCUCACAACAAUUGCAGAAAAAGGUAGUAGCAACAACACUCUUUCUUAGACCCCCACCUAUAAAAGUGCUUUAGCUGUGUAUGUUCACAUAUUAAUUUAGAAGUGGCUUUGGUGCUUUUUUAUUAGAUCCUUUCAAAAUCCAGCUCCCUAUUGAUGUUUGUUUUUCUAAAACAAACCACCUCUAUCCCACAAGUUUUUAACAUGGCUUAAGUAGUUAGGCUGUCAGUCUGACUCUGAGCUGACCCUCCUGUAAAAAAUUAAAUAGUGUUUUUAGAUGCUACAUCUGAAACACAGUUGCAUUCUCAUUUCAUUCAUAUAUUUACUUGUAUAAACCAUGUAUUUGAAACACCCCACCCUACCAUCUGCCACCCUUCCAUUUCAUUUUUUCCCACAUUAUGUCUUUGUCUAUUUUGUCCUCUCCCUUUUCAGUUGAUUUAUUGAACAUCCAGGGAAACCAGGAGUGUGUCUGCCAUCAGCAUGGGAAAAGGGACUGUCAGAUCUGACAUAACUUCCUUACACUGCAUGUGUGGACUUUUUGUCACAGUGACUGCACGUAUGUGAGCCUGAAUAAUAUGGUGGCAAUAAGCAACUGUUUACUAACUGAUCAAAAAGGCAGCCAUGUUAAGCGUCUUUAACUGGCUCCAAAAGCUGACUGUUUAACACACAAUUCUCAGACUGUUUUCAUAACCUGUAACUUACUUUAUUUAAUGUGUUUGUGAUGAAGGUGUGCUCCUCUCCUGUUUAAAUUUACACUUUUCAAUGAGCCAUUGUAAAGACGAGCCUUUCUGAUGAGGCUGAACUGAUUAUUUUGAGUUUCAUAAUAAUUUUAUUCAUGUGUUGAUUUUUGUUGAAAUUUUUAUUUACAAGAAUUCAGAAGUUCAUUUGUUCCAGUAGGGCUUUUUUUUAAGACAGAAUGUUUUAUAAUGCACUUGAAUUAUUUUUUCAUGUUUUUUUCUUACUGUCGUCUUUAGUUUAAGGACAGAGGUUUCAUUUUCUAACAUCAUUCUAGAAAAAGAAAUAUAGAAAAUUAUUUAAUAAAAGGAAAUAAAUAAAUUUGGCAGUGAGUUACAUAUUAUGCCUUUAUUUACAAAUAAAAAAUGGAAAUUAAAAAAAAAAAGGACUUGGCAUCAGUUCAUCUGUUGGUCAGCAGAACCCGUUCCCCUCCAUCCCCCCCAGUUCCCUGAGAUGUCUCAUCAUGUCGGUCAUAUGUGUGAUUCAGAGCAUUUCAUAUUGCAUCUGUCAUAGCAAACAAAAACACACGUCUCUUCCUGAUGUUGAUUGACAGUGUAAACAGCAGUGGCAGCAAACAGGACUAACAACAUGAUUACUUAACUGACAACUCAUUUGCACUGAACUUGAAUUUGUCUUGUUGUGAGAACAUUGAUGUAGAAGUUGGCUGUGCAGAUUAAUAACAUGAUUUUUCUCUCCUCUUUAUAGCUUCUUUAGUCUUCCAUCUGCGUGCUCCUUAACCUCAGGAAGGAAUUUGAAUUAGGAGACUUCCUACCACGUUAAGGGAUCACAGACUAACCACCAACUUUAUUAUUUUUACAAUUUGAAAUGACAAUUUUAUAGGAUUGCACUUAACACCCCUGGAAGUGAGUCUGCUUGAAGUCUUCCAUGUCUACUUAACACUCCUAAGCUUUUCAGCUGCGCUCUGUAGCAUGGUCUCUGCAUGGCUCCUAACCCCCAAACCUAAAAGCAUUGAAAUGUAUUUGCCAAAAUCCAAGUUUUUGUACUAGAUGUGUAUUCUCCUUUCAUCUGCCAUGUUGUGCUUGUAGUUUCUGAUCCAUGAAAAUUUACACUGUGAAUUAUAUCUUAUUAUUAGGUUACAUGAUAUUGCAGUUCAUUGUGGUACAACUUGAACAUUAUAUUAUUUAUAAGCACUUUAUAUCAAUCGUGGUUGAAAAACUGGAUUUAAACUCGAUAAAACGUGCCCUAUAACACUUUAAUGUCUACCCUAAUGCUGUGUCUAAGAGAUUUAUGAAAAAGUGUUCAUAGUUUAUAACUGUAAAAACAGCAUAUAGUAAAUACAAUGUUAUAACUAAAGCCUGGAUGUAUAUAAAUUCAGGGUUAUAGCUCUUAAUGUUAGUAGAUCCAUGACAGGUCAGAGAUGGCCUACUUGGGGCUUUAUAAAUUCUGAUGUAAUAAAGAUUUGCUUUAUUGGAAAAAGGUCACUUGUUCUUUUCAUAAUUAUACUUUAAGACAAUAAAAAAUUCUGAAAAUUGA